AUGCGCUUUACUUCACUCGCCGUUGCCUUCCUUGCAUGUGCCUUCGUGGUAUCUGGAAGUGUGAUCCGUGAAAAGAGACAGUGUGGAUGUGCUAAGCCACAGCAGAGCCAGUGCUCAUGCCAACAAGUUCAACAGACUCACUCUUGCUCAUGCCAAUCUGCUCCAGUCCAACAACAAGCCCCAUCCUGCUCUUGCGCUCAGCCACAACAAACCCAAACUGUUCAGGUUCAAGCUACUCAAUGCGCUCCAGCCUGCCGACAGAGCUGCACACAACAGUGCCAGUCCUCCCCAUCGGUGUCCCAAUGCCAACCACAAUGCCAACAACAAUGCAAUGUUGCCUGUGAUGCUCCAUCCACCACCACCCAAGCUCCACAAGUGAUCCAAAUCCAACUCGAGAUCCAACAAGCUCAAGCUCAAUGCCAGCCACAAUGCCAACAACAGUGCCAGUCAUCGUGUGUCCAACAACAACAAUCAUCCAACCAAUGCGACUCUGCCUGUAACACCCAAUGCUCCAACAUCUGCCAACAAACCGCCCAGGCCACCCAACAAGUCGUCUACAACACCAACCAAAACACCAACACCCAGAUGUAUGAUCCAUACAACAACCAAGGAUCCAACAACUGCGCUCCAGCUUGCCAGCCAGCCUGUGAUAACUCCUGCACUCAACAAGCUCAACCAAUGUACCAACCAUACGAAACCACAACUGGAGCUCCAGCCCAAGUCAUCCAAAUUGUUCUCCAAACCUCUGUUGCGCAAUCUGCCCAAUGUGCUCCACAAUGCGAACAGUCCUGCCAGCAGCAAUGUGUUCAACAACAACAGCCAGCUGCUCAAUGCCAGACUGCCUGCCAGUCUUCCUGCUCCAACUCCUGCCAAGCUGCUCAACCAGCCACCCAAGCCUGCCAACAGACCCAACAGAACUCGUGCUCCUGCCAAGCCAACUACUCUCCAUGCGGAAAUGGACAAUGCUGCCGCAGAAAGUAA
Caenorhabditis briggsae is the source of this 981-nucleotide messenger RNA. Lineage: Eukaryota; Metazoa; Nematoda; Chromadorea; Rhabditida; Rhabditidae. The record is from RefSeq and is a predicted model, not a curated record. The transcript has 2 exons. Bases 1 to 981 code for a protein of 326 amino acids.